Molecule: messenger RNA, 915 nt
Organism: Aspergillus affinis
Lineage: Eukaryota; Fungi; Ascomycota; Eurotiomycetes; Eurotiales; Aspergillaceae
Product: transcription elongation factor DST1
Exons: 1
Coding region: 1-915 (304 amino acids)
Biological process (GO): regulation of mRNA 3'-end processing; DNA-templated transcription; transcription elongation by RNA polymerase II
Cellular component (GO): nucleus
Molecular function (GO): zinc ion binding; RNA polymerase II transcription regulatory region sequence-specific DNA binding
Source: RefSeq, a predicted model, not a curated record
AUGGCUAUGGACGCAAAGGAAAUCGAACUCAAGGCCAAGGCCUUGACUAAGGCGGCCACCUCGAACGAGCCCGCAUCCAGCAUCGUCGGGCUGCUCAAGGAGCUGCAGAAUGGCGUGAAGGCGACCGAAGACCUGCUGCGCUCCACCCGCGUCGGUAUCAUCGUCAACAAGUUCAAGCAGCAUAAGUCGCCCGAAGUCGCCCGCCUAUCCAGCGAGAUCGUCUCCAAGUGGCGCAACGAGGUCAACAAACAGAAGGUUGGCGCGUCGCCGGGCGCCAGCCAGCGAGCGAGCAGCUCGCCACGCCCCGCACCGAACGGAACCGCCUCGCCCGCGGGCUCGACGCCCACCGACAAGUCGUCCAAGCUGUCCGUGCCGCCGGACCGCCGCUCGUGGAAGGCCGACGGGGUGGAUACCAGCCAGACGGGAAGCAAGAUCCGGGACAGCUGCAUCGGUUUGGUGUAUGACGGGCUGGCGCUGAACUCGACGGAGCCGCCGCGCGCCGUGCUGUCCAAGGCCGUGGCCGUGGAGGCGGCGGCGCACGCUGCCUUCGGCCCUGAGACCAAGGAGCAGUACCGCACCAAGAUUCGCAGCCUGUUCCAGAACCUGAAGAACAAGUCCAACCCGACGCUGCGGGUGCGUGUGCUCAGCAGCGAGGUGACGCCCGAGCGCUUCGUCAAGAUGACGCACGACGAACUCCGAUCGGACGAGCAGCGUGAGAAGGACCGUCGCAUCGAGAAGGAGAACAUGGACAAGGCCAUGGUGGCGCAGGGUGAGCGCAGCAUCAGUACCAGUCUGCAGUGCGGAAAGUGUGGACAGCGCAAGGUCACAUACACGGAGGCGCAGACUCGCAGUGCAGAUGAACCGAUGACGUUGUUCUGUACAUGUUUGAAUUGCGGAAAGUCAUGGAAGCAGUGA